Brassica rapa (field mustard) is the source of this 596-nucleotide messenger RNA. Its product is annotated as defensin-like protein 159. The record is from RefSeq and is a predicted model, not a curated record. NCBI's taxonomy places the organism in Eukaryota, Viridiplantae, Streptophyta, Magnoliopsida, Brassicales, Brassicaceae.
GAUUUUAUCAUUAGUCAAAAGUCUAUUUUAAAUAAAAUCUUAUCUAAUUAAUGUUCUAUUUAUUGUAUUUUCCAUUUAAGAAAAUAUUUCUCCUUUAUAUGAUAAAAAUUUAACAAGAAAAAUAACAUCACAUACCUUAUAACCAGUAUAUAUAUAGACAUAUAAUCAUUUUUACACCCACAGUCAUUGAAAAGAAAAAUAUCAAACAAAGAAUACUGAUCAUGACGAAGUUAUCAUGUUCUUAUUUUCUUGUACUGGUGAUUAUAUUUUUAGCGUGUUUAAUGGUUGAAAGAGCUGAGGGAAAGCUAUGUCAAAUAACCAUUAACAAAGAACAGACAUGUAUAAUAUCCUUUUGCAUUCAAGAUUGCUAUGCGCUUUAUAAUGGCGUUGGACAUUGUUUGGACGAUCCUAAAAUUCCCGGACAUAAUCUUAACUGUCGCUGUAAAUAUAAUUGUUAAAAGGAUAAUUUUUUGAAGAAAAUGUGAUAAAUAUAUUAAAUAAAUGUAAGGUUUCUUGUGUUACAAAAACAUGUAAGGUUUCUUUAACUGGAAUCUCUACUAAUAAAAGGGAGCUUUUGAGGCUCCACAUGACGUCCA